Molecule: messenger RNA, 3152 nt
Organism: Aricia agestis (brown argus)
Lineage: Eukaryota; Metazoa; Arthropoda; Insecta; Lepidoptera; Lycaenidae
Exons: 20
Coding region: 178-3054 (958 amino acids)
Source: RefSeq, a predicted model, not a curated record
CAGACGGCCAGUCUGCUCCGAGCUUUCGACACGGUCGGACGCGUGUGACAGUGUUAACCAUUAGUGAAAUAUUUCCGAAGGAGUAAAGUGUUUUACGUGGAUUUUUUACACAAAAAAAAUUUACAAGUAAUAUUAAAAUCUAAAAGUACAAACAAGAUGACAACACUGUAAACAAAGAUGGCUCAUAAAAGAAACUUAGUAUUAGCUGUAGUAUUAAACAUAUUAAUAAGGACCCAGUGUCAGAGUGAGAUAGAAUACAACGAUUCACAAAUACUAGCACAAGAACAAGAAAACAACGAGGAGUAUAAAACAAAACCGAGUAUAGUUGCACAGUUUGACACAGACACUAUAGUAGAUUAUGAUUAUGAACACAACACGUCUUUGGACAACACAGAAAAGAACGUCGAUUCGACGGUGACAACAGAAGAGAGUGUAGUUGAAGAGCAUGUAGAAGAUUACGUUGAUAAAGAAGAAAGAGUGCGGACGACGGCUCAAUAUGUGACCGAAGCGUCAACAGGAUACAUGGACAAUAACGUCUACAAUAGAGACAACGCUGGAAGAGAAGUGUAUCCAUCGUUCACAAGCAAUAGACAGUCAGAUAUUUACCUAACAACCACAACACAAGCCUCAUUGUUAGCUGCAGAUUUUGAUGAAGUAAGAACACUAAAUGAAGAGCAGCAAGACAUGGGACAGAGAAAUCCAAAAACAGAAGCUGAUUCCAAAGAACAAACAGAUAAAUGGAGCUUAGAGAAGCCACGACCAACCGUCGCGCUUAGUAGAAGUUCAACUCUGAAGUCGUGGUUAGAAGACACGUGGCUUCGACCACCAGCCGGCAUCAUGGUGCCACUUCGACCAUCAGCUCUCAGCAGAGCCUUGGGAGUUUGGAACGACCUGAUCGACGAAGGGUUAAAUAUGACCGACAUCGUUAUAGUCGGAUACGAUUCUAAUGGUGUAAAUUGGAGAUCUCGCCACAACCUGCAACCAACACACACUGGGGGCGGAGAGAGGACAGUAUCAGAGGCACUUUCAAAGCUGUUACGGAAGUACCAGGACGUCGUGACAGAUGCGUCAGUGGAUGGUACCAUGAGAGCUCUGACGUUUGCAGCUAAACUGGUGCCCUACGACAGCGCUCUCUUCCUCAUCACAGACAAGGGCGCGGGAGAUCCUCAAAGGCUACCGCUGGCUCUUCGAGCCCUUAUCGAGAAGAGAUUGAAGGUGUACACUAUCUGGACGGACCCUAGCUACCCAUCAGCAGAGUCAGAACAGGCUCUGCAGGAUCUGAAGAACGUCUCUUCUCACACUGACGGAGAAGUGCUGCCGUACUCCAUACAGAUUAUGGAGGAGGAAAACGCAGACAAUUUCGCUUCGGAGGCGGAGUUGCAGCAAUGGGUGCCAUUAGAGGUGACCCAGUCGAGACACGCGAGGUUGCAGCAUCAUGAAGUGAAAUUUGAUACACUGUUGAUGAAGCGGGCUGCUGGUGAGGCAAUAUCCCUGGGUCUCCCAGUGGAGAACGGAGUCACAGCCCUCAGGAUAUACAUAGAGGGCAACGUGGAACAUGCUAUCAUCUACCCGCCGAACGAUGAGCCCCAGAUCGAUUUGAACAACGUGACGUCAGUGCUGGGCUUCUCUUCAGCGUCCACCACCAUCAGCUUGCAGCCGAGAGAGGUGCAUUUGGUAUUCCCGGGGAGUAACGACGAUAAGCUAUCAGUGUUACCCGCGACGCCGUCCGAAUCUGACCUUUCCCGAAUGGUGGGGGUUUGGCACCUGAGCGUCCGGUGUGACACCUGCGAGUACCGCAUACAGGUCACCGCCAGAACACAGAUACACUUCGAUGUGCAGCUUCAGCAUAGAGAGACUCUUCAGAUGAGAUUGACGGGCCCAGUGGCAAGCGUCAGAGAAUCAUCGCUCGUAGAUGAAACGGGAAUGGAACUAGCGAAACUAUCUUUCAGCUAUCAACCAACAGACUCAGAUACCGGAAUGGCCAACAUUAUGACUGAAGUAUCAAUGCCCAAAGUAUCCAGUUCAAAAGUAUACGUCAAAAUCCUGGGAAGAGACGUGAAAGGAGAAUCCUUCGUCCGUCUCGCAGGGCCGCUUAAUCCUCAAACAGAGAUUCGGUUAGGUCGGUCAGCGACCAUCAGGUUCCCCGAAUCCGAUCUGGAACAAGCCGAGCAGUUCGACUCUUGGAUGUACAAUCGAAUGCAGUACAACAACAGUAAUGUUCUGCCAUUUGGAAGAGCCAGUUCUCAGGUCCUUAACCAAGCUGGAGCUAUUCUCACUUCCGUGCAGAUCGGCCUGAGCUCUAAACUCUAUGGUAUACCAGACGAGAGGUUACAGCUACAUUUCGAAGUGACGAACUACAGAGAUCAGCAGCAGCGUUUCGAUUUCGGAGCGGUCGGAGAAUUGAGGUUCCUGACAGGCAUCAGCCCAGCAUCGCAAACAAUACAAUCUGGACAAACAGUCAACGUGAUAGUCAGCCUCACAAUUGGCACCACGGCACAGCCAGGAGCGAGGGACCUCAUCACUUUCACCGCUUACGCAUCAGGUCGGGAGCAGGUGUCCAUGUCAGCGUACGUGUAUGUGAUGAACAGUGGCGAGAUUCUGCGGGACGUGUGGGCGCCGGAGAUCCGACACAACUUCGGCGGCUCCUGCAUGGGUAGACUGGGCAACGACUGCGCGGAGCACACCUGGUCCGCUACAGUGGUGGCGCGGGACGCUGUUGGUGGUCUCCUGCGUCUGACAUCAGUGCCCAUGGGUCUGAUAUACGACAGCAACUUCAUCUCGGGCUCGCGUGAGGAGGUGAUAGCCAACUACAGAUCCACCUGCUGCUCGCCCCGGGUCGUGGUCAACGCCGUCGACGCGUUUGGCAACACCAACAGCUACGUCAUAGACAUUUCUAAUUACAUAACAGGUGCGGGGAUUGCAGCCAUUGUCUUAGCCGUCAUAUUAUUGAUAGUCAUCAUCCUAUCCAUUAUAUUCUGUAUCUACUGGUGCGUGAAACGAAGAAGAGAAUCCAAAGAACUAUCAUCAUACGGAACAUCAAGAAACAUAAGUUAGAACCUGAAAAUCCAACGCAAUGGUUGAAUCGCAAAAAUGUUUUUCAAUAUUUUAAGUAUUAUUUAAAAGCUGUGCCUUGUAAGAUUCCUUUAAAUAUU